This is a messenger RNA of Dioszegia hungarica, 1809 nucleotides long. RefSeq lists its product as uncharacterized. The transcript has 4 exons. The coding region runs from base 1 to 1809 and encodes 602 amino acids. The record is from RefSeq and is a predicted model, not a curated record. Lineage: Eukaryota; Fungi; Basidiomycota; Tremellomycetes; Tremellales; Bulleribasidiaceae.
AUGCUGUUUCUCCUCAGGCAAGGGGGAGUUUCCGCUCUCCGCCCCCUCACAAGGGUCAAGCAACUCUACACUCCGCUACUAUGGCGGUCGUACUCGGCCGCGUUAUCUACGGACCCCGUCCUGGCUCAGCUUAGACGCGUGAGCGAGCUGCAGGAACGCGUACGGGCGACCAACUCCAAUGCUGCCAAGCAGCGGAUCAUCGUGGAGUAUCCAGACCUCAGGAACCUUCUCGAGCAAGUAUAUCACCCCAAGUUCCGAACUCACCUGAGCUCCGCAUCCUUGGACUCCUACCUCUCAUCCCCAACUUCCAAGCUCUCCACCAUUCCCCCUCCGGACAUCCCCUCGCUCUUCGACACACUCUCCACUCGGUCCGCCACUGGCAACGCAGCGAAGGAGCUAGUGCGGGCGUUUCUGGUCUCGCACGGGGUGAUAGGCAAGGAGGGCGAUGGAGGUGGGAAGGGAGACACAGCGGCGCUGGAGGUGUUCAAGCGGUUGCUGGACCGGAACCUCGUCGCUGGUUUCGGCGCGCGGACGCUCUCGGAGAUUCAGUGGCCGGUCAAGGCGGAGCAAGGCGCAUCCGCCCCUCAGCCCACCGCUGCCCCGGGAUCAUCAGUCUCGUCCGCUUUUCCCGGUCACCCGUCGUCGCCCUCUGCGCCGCCUAAGACCUCUACUUCACGCUCUAUGGACAAGUUCAGUUGCGCGCUCGGCAAAACUAUCCUCCCCCACCAGCUCAGCUCCCUCUUCUCGCCGAUCUCGCCCCAAUGGUUCGCCUCGCGCAAGCUGGACGGCGUACGCGUCAUCACGUUCCUCGACUUUUUCGUCCCUACCACGCCCGGCGUACCACCCGUGCUGAAGGACAUCGCACAUCUUUCCCGGGCAGGAAACGCCUUCACCUCGCUUGGCAACCUCCGACCGCAGCUCGCACCCAUCACAGGCUACCCGCAACUCCGGGAAUGGCUGGACAGCGACCCGCUGGCCGUAUCGGCGGCUGAAGAGGUUGACGGGGUACCGGGGCAUAUGAAGCGGCUAGUCCUUGAUGGCGAAGUCUGCGUCAUGCGCCCUCGUACCGUUUCGGACACCGCUCCGGCUUCCUCCUCGUCCCAUCCACUCUGGUCUGGCGACAGCAACCUCGUCGAGGACUUUGCCGCCACCGUCUCGGAGAUCAAGCGGGGCAAGCACACCAUCGAGAAUCCGGGAUACCACCUGUUCGACAUCCUCUCUUGGUCCGAGUUCCACGGAACGGCGAAAGCUCCGGGCCGGAACAUGUUCAGUCAGCGUAUUCAGGAGCUCAAGGAGCUGGGGACAUGGCUGAGCGGGGAGCUGGAGAGGGAAGGGGUACAGAAUGGGCUGAAGGUGCUGGAACAGGUCCAGGUGGGCGGAGUGGAGGAGGUGGAGGGGAUGGUGCAGACUGCGGCAGAGAGGGGGUGGGAGGGGCUGGUGUUGCGGGCUGACAGGCCUUAUAAGGGGUCCAGAAGCUCGGACGUGCGCAAAUUUAAACGAUGGCUCGACGGCGAGUAUACCGUUCGGGAUAUCGAACUCUCUCGACAGCGACUCUCGAUUGACGGGGUCUUUGCGGAGUACGAGGCGGUCGCGGCGCUGGUAUUCCAUCACAAGAGACAUCCUGUGACAGUCAGCAGUGGGUUGACGGCGGAGCAGCGGGUCCAGUGGGCGAAGGACCCAAGUUUGAUCAUCGGCCGGCAAAUGACGGUCGAGUACUUCUCCGAGUCCGAAGCGGCGGGGAGGGAGGGCGUACCGAGCUUGCGCUUCCCGCGCAUCAAGACCAUCUACGAGGGAAAGCGGGAUAUCUAG